AUGCCGCUGCCCUCAGGGCCCGUGGCGCUGGCGGGCGAGGCGUCCUCCAGCAGCCUCCUGUCUUCAGAGACUGGUGGUAGCAGCAUGGACCGCGCGGUUCGAGUGGCUGUCCGAUUGCGCCCGCAUCUGCGCGUGGUGUGGGACCGCGACCCCGUCGGCCUGGUUGAGCUCGACUCAGUCAGCAACAGCGUUGUAGCCACAGACGGCACCAACCGCCUGCAGCCGGCGCCCACGUUCAAGUUUGACAGCGUAUUUGGAAAGGAGGCGGGCCAGGAGGACGUGUACCGCAGCUGCGUCGCUCCGCUCGUGUCGCGCUUUCUGGCGGGGUACAACGCCACGGUGAUGGCCUACGGGCAGACGGGGAGCGGCAAGACACACACUAUGGGGCGAGAAGAUCAGAAAGGGGACCAGCUGGGCGUGCUGCAGCGCGCGAUAUGCGACGUGUUUGACGCGGCGGCCGCGAUGCGGCAGAGCGGCGAGGCAGAGGUCGACCUGCGAGUGCAAUUUGUUGAGAUCUACAACGAAGACGUGCGCGACCUGCUUGACCCGUCGUUUGACCACCGCCUCAUCCGCAUCAACGAGGGCCCAGAUGGCGCCAUCAUCAUGGAGGGAGUCCUGCAGGAGCCGGUCGAUGCUGACGAGACGGGCGCGGCGCGGGCGCUGGAUUUGUUCCUUCUGGGCUGCCAGAGCCGCGUCGUGGGCACGACCAACCUCAAUCUGCGCUCCUCGAGAGCGCAUGCUAUCUACACGCUCCUGCUGUCGCGGCGCCCCGCGGCGGAGCCGGGCGUGGCGUAUGCGAGCAAGCUGCACAUAGUGGACCUGGCCGGCAGCGAGAGGUGCAAGCGCACCAAGGCAGAGGGCGCGCGCAUGCGGGAGGCCAUCUCCAUCAACAGCGGGCUGCUGGUGCUGCAAAAGGUGAUGGCUGCGCUGCAGGUCAACAGCCGUAGGGCGCACGACGCGAAGGAGCACGUCCCAUACCGCGAGUCCCGCCUCACCAGGAUGCUGCAGGACUCCCUGGGCGGCAACGCGUACAUCUGCAUUGUGGCCUGCGUGAGCGGGGAGCCAGCCGACAUGGAGGAGACGCUGCUGACCCUCAAGUACGCCGCGGGGGCGCGCCGCAUCAAGGGCGCGCCCACGGUGACGAAGAAGGUCACCGCGGAGCGCCAGGUGCUGCAGAUCCGGGAGCGCCUCCUGGCGCUGCUCUCGCGCAGCGCCGCCGCGGUGCAGUCGUCCGGCGGCAGCGUCGGCGGCGUCGCGGCCGGCUCGGCGGCGGGGCUGAGGCUGCUCAGGCAGCUGCCGGAGGAGGCUGUCUGGCAGCUGAUGCUCGAUCUGCGCCUGCAGCUGAGCAGCGGCGGCGACGGCGAUGGCAAUGACGGCGGCGGCGGCGCGGCUGGCAGCGAAUGUGGCGGCGGCGGCGUUGCGGGCGAGGGGGCGGGCUUGCGGCUGACGCUGCGCGGCGAGGCCGUCCCUGCAGGCGCGCCCGCGGGCGCCUCCGCGGUGCCGGAGCGCGGCAGCGGCAGCAGCUUUGGCGGCUUUGGCGGCGCAGGGGGCUGGCCGGGCAGUGAGGCCCGGGCCGGGCCGUCGGCCCAGCGGGCGCAGAGCGGCGACAACAUGCCUCCGUCCGCGGAGGGCUCCGGCAGCUUCAGCCUGCCGCACAUGGCAGAGGUGACGUCACCGUCGUCCCUGCGCCGCGGCGGCGCGUCCCCCGCGCUCGGCGACGGGGAGGAGGACGAAGACCCUUGCCCGCUCGCCGGCCCGCGCGUGCGGCGCGCACGCGACCCCAUGCGGUGCUCGACGGCGGCGAUCAGCGCGUUCCAGGCACCCCUGUCCCACUGCAUGACGCUGGCCGACGUAAAAGAGGACGACGGGGAGUUCUACACCACCCCGGUGGCGACUCCCCUGCCCAGCCCCGGCAAGGCAGCGGCCGGGGCGGCGGCGGGCGCGCCUGGCGGGCGGCGGCACUGGGACGAGCUGAGCUUCGAGGAGCGAAUGUCGGAGCUGCAGCGGUGCUAUGGAAGGGGGUCAAGGGAGCGGGAGGAGCAGGGACAGGAGCAAGCGCCGGCUGUCGGGCAAGGAGGGCAGCAAUUUGAGCAGCAGCAACAGCAGCAGCAACAGCAGCAGCAGCAGCAGCAGCAGCAGCAGCCUGGCAAUACAACAGCAGCCAACAGCGGAGCGAGCAGCUAUGGCAGAGCACCCAACAGCAGCAGAGCGGCCUCCAGCACUGGCAUCGCCCUGCCAGAGCCUCGGCAGCGCACGCCUGUUCGGGCCACGCCUGACACGCACGCUGUGGGAGGCCGGCUGCCUAAGACGCCCGGUUCCACGGCAGCAGCCAGCGGCGGUGCCCACCUCACAUCACAAGCCAGUAGAGGGCUGUCGCGGCUGCCAAGCGGCUCGAUGCUGCCCUCUUUUCAGUCCGCUCUGCCGGCGACCGCAGCAACAGCCAGCCCCAAGCCGCAAGGCGCGCUCGCGGCUGCCGCGGCGCUGCGCCCGCGGUCGCCGGCGCUCGGACCCGAGCGCAAGGGUUUGGCUUCAGCAGCGGCGGCGGUUGCAGAGCAUCACGCGUCACUGCUGCCUUUCAAGCCGGCGGCCGUGCCCCUGCCGCAGUUCACGGCUACCGCGCAGCGCGCAGCUCAGUCCCCAAAGGCGAGUGCCGCAGCCCCUGCGCCGGCCGCCGGCUUCGAGCGGCCCCGCCCGAGCACGGGGCUUUCGGCCUUCCAGGCGGCGCGUGCCGCCGCGCCCGUCGCCGCCGCACCCGAGCGGCAGGCGCCGCAGCAAAUGCCGGGCCUCUCCAAAGGUGGCGGCGACGGCGGCGGCAGUGGCGCCCGCUCGGGCGUCGGGCGGGCCUGGACCCCCAGUACGUGGGUGGCGACCGCACAGAGCCACGCACACAGUCAGGGGCAGUCCUCUGGGCACACCACGCCCAGCAGGAUUCCGGGCCUGCGCUCGCCGAUGCUUACGGCCUCCCCGGCGCAGCUGCCCGGCACCGCGGGGCGCUCGGCGGCGCCGGUAGCGACUGAGCGGGCCCGAUCGCCGCAGGUGCUGCCGCUGCAGAUGCAGGUUCUCACGGACGAGGUCCCGAGGGCGGAUCCGUCCCCCGUAGGAGCUGCCGGGGAGCUUCGGCCCCUUGUGCAGCAGCAGCAGAAGCCGCAGCCGCCGCAGCAGCAGGCCGCGACCGCGGCCGCCGGCGUGUCGGCACCAGGUACUGCGGCCACCGAUCCCGCAGCCGUCGGCGCGGACGCGCUGCGCCGCCCCAUGAGCUUCACAUCCAUGGGGGGCCUCCUGGGCUGGGCGGCCGCGGCCGAGGGCCCCAAGCCCGACACGCCGCCCCGCCAGGGCGCGGCGCCCGCCGAGCCCGCGUCCCCUGAACUGCCGCCACCCGCCUCGCCGGCGCCCGAGGGGCUGGCGGUGCCCGCAGUCGGCGGCGCGCCGGGCGCGGCGGGCCAGCAGCUGCUGGGUGGCCGCCUGGGCCUUGUCUGCGACGCGGAGGAGGGCGAUGACAAGCCGGCGGCGGGCCGCUUGACGCCGGGCCCAGCAGGGACCACAGGGGCGCUAGACGCGCCAGUGUGCCCCCCUGACGCCGCGGCGCUGCCCGGCCCCGCCGUCGCGACCGUGAGCGCUGCAGCCACUGUGCCAAUGCAGCCCACCCCGCCGCCGGCGCUGGUGUUGGUGUGCGCGCGGCCGCUUCAGCAGGCCGCCGGCGGCGCGGCGGGCUCGGUAGUGAUGUCAUCGGUCACAGGCCCCGCCUCAGCUGUCCCCCCGCUGCCGUGCGAUGACGAGGCGUCCGUCACCCUCAGCUGGUCUGACCUGGAGGAUGACGACGGCGAUGGCGGCAGGGGCGCAGACCAGCGAAGAGCGCCCGGCGCGCUGGCUGACGGCAGCGGCGGCGGCCGCGCGGCGCAGCGGCAGCCCUCGCUGCGGCGAGACAGCUGGGUUUCAAACGGCAGCGGCUGCAGCAGCCGCCUGGGCGGCGGCGGCGCAGCUGCAGGGCUGGGGGCGAGGCCGGGCAGCUGCGCGAGCCCGGGGCGAGUUGAGGACCUCAUCAGCCGCAUCAACGCGGCGCUGGAUUCUCAGCAGGCGGAGGCUCAGGUCAUCGGCGGUGCGGAGGGCGUUCUGCAGGCAGCGGAGGUGGCGCGCGUGAAGGAGCAGGUUGGACAUGCACUGCAGGUGCUGACACGCCCGCCAGCUGCCGCCCGCAGCAUCAGCCACGCCAGCUACGCCAGCAGCGGCAGCAGCGCCAGCGCCGCCAGCGCCGGUCCGACGGACGCCGCGCCCCUGAACACGCUCGGCGGCGGCGGGCGCGCGGGGAAGCUGCGCGGCUCGCAGCGGCAGCUGGCUGCGAAGCUCGCCAGCCGGCUGCGCAGCGGCAGCGCCAGCAGCAGCCAGGCGGGCGGCAGCCAAGCGGGCGGCAGCUUGGCGGGCGACAGGCCAAGGGGCCAGCGCUCGGUGGAUGCUGACGUGGACAGCGGCAGCGACGGGGAGGGCGCGAGGGACACGCAAGUCGGCGGCGCGCUGGACCGCCGUGCGCCGCCGAACGCAGCCGCGGCGGCGCGGCACAGCGCGUGGCUCAGCACGCAAACGCGCGAGGAGCUGACUAAAAUGAAUAAGGCGGCGGCUGGCGGUCAGCUGCUGGGCGGCGGCACCGGCGGCGGCAGCGGUGGUGGGGCUGGAGCGUUGAGCGUGCAAAGCGGUGGGAGCCUCAUCACGGCCACCGGUGCAGCGCCAAGGGCGGAGGCAGGCAAGCCAUUAUAA
Messenger RNA from Monoraphidium neglectum, 4749 nucleotides. RefSeq names its product Chromosome-associated kinesin KIF4. The record is from RefSeq and is a predicted model, not a curated record. Gene Ontology annotation, biological process: mitotic spindle organization; microtubule-based movement. Bases 1 to 4749 code for a protein of 1582 amino acids. The transcript is spliced from 14 exons. Gene Ontology annotation, molecular function: ATP binding; microtubule motor activity; microtubule binding. NCBI's taxonomy places the organism in Eukaryota, Viridiplantae, Chlorophyta, Chlorophyceae, Sphaeropleales, Selenastraceae.